AUGAUGGUGAAACAGCUCUUCCUUCUGCGGCAUAUAUUGACGAAAAUAAAGAAAUACUUGAGCUUCUGCUCUCACAUCGUGCAAAUUUCAAUGAAAAAAAAAGAAAGAAAAAAAAAUAUAUCCGGAAGAACAACUCUUCAUUUAGCAGCACUAUCGAAUUGUAAAGAGAUAGCUGAAGUUCUUCUUUCGCAUUGUGCAAAUAUUAAUGAAAAGGAUAAUUAUGGACAAACUGCUCUUCAUGAAGCAGCAUAUUCUAGUUAUAAGGAAACAGCAUAA
This is a messenger RNA of Trichomonas vaginalis G3, 276 nucleotides long. Its product is annotated as Ankyrin repeat family. NCBI's taxonomy places the organism in Eukaryota, Parabasalia, Trichomonadida, Trichomonadidae. The transcript has a single exon. Gene Ontology annotation, cellular component: cytoplasm; nucleus. Bases 1 to 276 code for a protein of 91 amino acids. Gene Ontology annotation, molecular function: protein binding. The record is from RefSeq and is a predicted model, not a curated record.